AUGUCGACCUGGGCUUCGUUCAAGGGAUUUGGUGGGAAACUCGAUUCAACCGUUUUGAAUUUUGGGGUGAAUUCUGACGGCAAGGUGGACGCAAAGGCUGCGAUCCUUGCUCUCACUCAGUGGCUUCAUGGCUGUCGAUCAAGUCCAACAGACUACGGAAUCCCCGCAGACAAAGUCCACGAUGUCGUCAAGGUCCUGGACAAAUUCUUUCCAGAGCCUGACAAGGACCAGCUCAUACUGCCACUGCGUCUAAGUACUGACACAGGAUCUCUCGGCUCGCCACGCAGAAUGGUGCCUGUCGAGGUGAAAUUUGGUCCGAAGAACAGCACGAUUCCCAUUGCAGAUGCACCGAAUGCAUUGGCAUAUUUGUUCAGCGUAGCCACGCCCGCUGUGAGCAGUCCGACAUUUGACAGUUACUAUCUACCACUGACUGUCUGCUUUUCUUGGUUCAUCUACCUUGCCUUUCUGAUCCCCAUUACGUCAGCAACAACGACAAUCACAAAUGUCCCGGUCGAAGUGGGCGUGAUCUAUAUGCCCUCACCAUCCGCGAACCCAUUGUUUUGCCUGGGCAGCAAAUGGUCGGGUGCCGAUCCUGCGGAUGGACAUGGUGCUGGCCUCGUUGAAAGUAAUGAACUAGCAUUCGACAGAUGGUUACUCGAAGAGUACACCAAACCUGCGCUGGCUCGCAACCCAAGCUCGCAUCUACCCCGGUGGCCACCACGAGUCCGAACAAAGGCAGCGAGGCGUCUAAACGAGUACAUACUAGGGAAUCCAGACGCAGACCCGACUACAACUCCGUUCCUCGUUCCACUAAUCUCGAAUCUCCCCCUACCUACUGGAAACGUGGGAUUGACCGAGUUCCUCCAAGGCCUCUGCGCAGCCAUCAUCAUCGAGACGAAGCAGGCCGGCCUCCUCGUGCCGCCGGACGAUCUGAUCUCUGAUCCAAGACUGGCCCCAAAACUCAUGGACCUGCUUUACGCCGUGUUCGAUGCCUCUGGAGACUUAUCAAACCCGACCACACUACUACAAUCUGUCUCUGCGCUUCUAGAAUUCUAUUUAACACCACAUAUCUUCAACCCGAUCUCAGGAAAAGAACUACCCCUUGGCUCAUCACAAGCAAUAGUGACCGCACUUUCCAAAUCACUUCCAUUCGCCUUGCUUCCCGUCAUGGUCAAGAAGCUUCAAAGCCUGCAUGCACAUCUACGACACUUGUAUGAGAGCGACGACAACCACGUCAGAUAUAUCGCAACCGCAAUUUUCUGGAUAUACACGGAGGAGAUGUAUGGACGAGGCUGGGAAGCAUUUCCCGUCCAUGCUCUAUC
Messenger RNA from Fonsecaea multimorphosa CBS 102226, 1322 nucleotides. RefSeq lists its product as uncharacterized. The transcript has a single exon. The record is from RefSeq and is a predicted model, not a curated record. The annotation marks the transcript as partial. NCBI's taxonomy places the organism in Eukaryota, Fungi, Ascomycota, Eurotiomycetes, Chaetothyriales, Herpotrichiellaceae.